Messenger RNA from Linum tenue, 273 nucleotides. The record is from the annotation of a GenBank genome assembly. NCBI's taxonomy places the organism in Eukaryota, Viridiplantae, Streptophyta, Magnoliopsida, Malpighiales, Linaceae.
CCCCCAUAAUGCACACCAUUAUACCACCUCAUAAUGUGGCUCUUUAUGUGCACCAUUAAGCUCAUAUUCAAGAUGGAGAAUCCUAGGAGCAUCCUAUGCUACUAGGUCUUCCUUAAUGCCACACGUGCUUGACUUGGUCAUGAUCCGCCACAUCAUUCGCCAUGUCGCCCGCCACGCGUGACAUCCUCCCCCACCUAUUCUCGCGAUGCCCUCAUCGCGUCCUUGCUACGAAAUGCCUCCAUCGACCUCGAGCAGCCUCUCUCGACUCUUGAG